Messenger RNA from Phragmites australis (common reed), 817 nucleotides. Its product is annotated as abscisic acid receptor PYL9-like. Gene Ontology annotation, cellular component: nucleus; cytoplasm. NCBI's taxonomy places the organism in Eukaryota, Viridiplantae, Streptophyta, Magnoliopsida, Poales, Poaceae. Gene Ontology annotation, molecular function: abscisic acid binding; signaling receptor activity; protein phosphatase inhibitor activity. Gene Ontology annotation, biological process: abscisic acid-activated signaling pathway. The coding region runs from base 155 to 754 and encodes 199 amino acids. The record is from RefSeq and is a predicted model, not a curated record. The transcript has a single exon.
CACUCCAUGGGAUCUCGGUCCCCAUCCAACAAUCAAUUAAACCCAAACAAAAGGCCAUCCUUGGUUCCACACUGCCCCUAGGCCCUACCUAGAGAAAGAGGGAGAGAGAGAUAACACUAUAAUACAAGAGAGAGAAGGUAAGAUAGAAGCAAGCAUGGAACCUCACAUGGAGAGCGCGCUGCGGCAGGGUCUGUCGGAGCAGGAGCAGCGCGAGCUGGAGGGCGUGGUGCGCGAGCACCACACGUUCCCGGGCCGCGCGCCGGGGACGUGCACGUCGCUGGUGAUGCAGCGCGUGGACGCGCCGCUCGCCGUCGUGUGGCCCAUCGUGCGUGGUUUCGCCAACCCGCAGCGUUACAAACACUUCAUCAAGUCCAGCGACCUCAAGGUCGGCGACGGCUCCACCGUCGGCAGCGUCCGCGAGGUCACCGUCGUCUCGGGCCUCCCGGCCUCCACCAGCACCGAGCGCCUCGAGAUCCUCGACGACGACCGUCACAUCCUCAGCUUCCGCGUCGUCGGCGGCGACCACCGCCUCCGCAACUACCGCUCCGUCACCUCCGUCACCGAGUUCCAGCCGGGCCCCUACUGCGUCGUCGUCGAGUCAUACGUCGUCGACGUCCCCGAGGGCAACACUGAGGAGGACACGCGCAUGUUCACAGACACCGUCGUCAAGCUCAACCUCCAGAAGCUCGCCGCCAUCGCCACCACCUCCUCCUCCUCUUCGCCGCGGCCCUCCGCCGGCACCCCGGAUCACUGAUCCAUCGGGUUCCUGUCUUCGUCAUGGUGUGCUACACACAUGAAUGCUUGCGCGGUGCCAUGG